Aspergillus affinis is the source of this 1215-nucleotide messenger RNA. RefSeq lists its product as uncharacterized. Lineage: Eukaryota; Fungi; Ascomycota; Eurotiomycetes; Eurotiales; Aspergillaceae. The record is from RefSeq and is a predicted model, not a curated record. Bases 1 to 1215 code for a protein of 404 amino acids. The transcript has 4 exons.
AUGGAAAAAAGCUCUCAGAAACCCAUCCAGCCAUCCAAAGCCGUCGCGUACAGCCCCGAAUCGCGCAGGCCAAACCAAUUGGAACCAGAGAUCCCCCGCACCAGACUAUAUGGCAAUGCAAUUCGGACGCUGCAUGGUCAAAUCAACUCGGGCAACAUUCUCGGCAAGGAUGUUCUGUACACGACUGUAAUCUUCCAGAUCUAUGAGUUGAUAAAUUGCUCGCCGCCGGGUUUUAUGGCAUGGAUAGCCCAUGUGCAAGGUAGCAAUGCGGUCAUAGGUCAAUGUGCCGAGCGGAAGGAUGAAUCUAUCGCAGAAAAACCGUUCCAUCGACAACUGAAAUACGUUACUCUAUGCGAUGCGAUUGGAAAGCGUAAAACGGCCGCAUUCUACAACUCCUCGACAUGGCAAACUAGAUCAUCACACGGUACGGGCAAACUCGAUCCAAUUGAUGAACUUAUCGACAGGUUGGCAGAAUGCACCGCCCUCAUAGAGCGAGUCGACCAGUAUGCUCAAUGCAAUCUACAAGGCGUUACACAAAGUCGACAAACUGGUGAACAAUUGCUGUCGUCGUGUCUGUCUCUCGAGGGAAGACUGCACGAGACUUGCAUUGCUAUGCAAAAGAAGCUUGGCAGCCCUACGACGCUGUCCUCCAACGCUACUAUUUUGCAAGGAUUCCGAACUUCCCUUUCUACAGAUAUAUUCUCCGGUCAUCUUCAAUUUACGUCCCUGGCCUGUGUGGAGUCCCAUCAAACCUAUUGGGCUACACUGGUCCUCCUUUACCCGCUCAUUGACCAAUUACUCGGCAUUCUUGGGCAACCUGGGGAUGCUUAUACCUCAGCCAAAACAUGUCCUACUCCGAGUGACCAAACAGACACCGAAACAACACCGGGCUCGGAGAGUGCCGCAGAUUUUACGGCCUUGACCGAGCAUUAUGCGGAUGAAAUUUGCCGCUCGGUUCUCUACUGUAUACAGCCUGGCUUGAAGACUAUGGGCGCGCAGUUAAUGUUGGCACCUCUAAGCCAAGCUGCACAAUUCUACAAUGUGCAAGAGAUUAUUCCGAAACAUCAGUGGUGUCAAUCGGUCUUUAUGACUCUGUCUCACUUGGGCCUGGGUAUUGGUCCUCUGUUGAAAGACAUGGUAUGGCCUAAAUACCGGAUCGCUCAGAGACAGGAGUCAGCCUCUCCCGAGGUGGAAUCGCCCGAAGGAGGUUCUUGA